This is a messenger RNA of Microthlaspi erraticum, 2247 nucleotides long. NCBI's taxonomy places the organism in Eukaryota, Viridiplantae, Streptophyta, Magnoliopsida, Brassicales, Brassicaceae. The record is from the annotation of a GenBank genome assembly.
AUGUUGGCGAGAGCUCCACCGCCGUCAAUUGCGUUCCCGGCGAGGAGUAAAAUCUGUAAUCGGAGGGAGAUUGUGCGGCUGUUUCGUGACGGAGGAGUUGUAGCGAGAGUUGGUUUCACUCGGCGGCCGCUGAAAACUUCAGCCUCGUUUGAGGUCGUUAACGAUUCCACCGAAGACGGUUUCAUCGUAAUCAGAGGGGAAGAUCAAGAGAAGGAUUUUUACCCUCCGCCUCCGUCCGAUUUACUCUCUUCGAUUCCGUCAGAUUCUGCGAGAAGAAAUGGUUCGCGUUCGAGAGGAGUAACUGCGAGUUUUGGAAGGCUAAAGGCCCAGAAAGUGAAAGCUCUCGUUGGAAAGGUAACGCAGAAGAAGCAGCAUACGAGUCGCAAUGAGGAACAAGACGAGGAUGAUGCCUCUGAUGAGGAUCUUUUUGAGGAUGAAGGGUUUGGUUCAUCAUCAAUUCUGGAUUUGAUGAGAAAGAAAUUGGCUAUGAAGGCUGUUCCUAGAUCAGGAAAAUCUGUAGAGCCAAAGGAGGUGAAAAGAGUCAGAAAAGUGCAGGAAUCUAGAGAGCCAAGAGAUAUAGAUAGAUCGGAAGGACGUAAUCAAGAUAUUGAUGAGAGGGCAGAGUCGCGGAGUUCCUAUUCAAAAGGUUAUAAUGCUUAUUCCAGGGAUAGAGGCGAUAGAGGUACGUUUAAGGGACGUGAUAGAGCUGUUGUUGAGGUUUCGCGGAGUUCAUAUUCAAAUGGUUCUGCUGCAAACACCAGGGGUAGAGAAGAUAAGCGUUAUGUUGCCAAAGAGUUUGAUUCAUUUGGAGGAAGUGAUAGAGCUACUAGGGAGGUUUCGAAUACUCGAAAGUUUGCUGAUAAUGACAGGGAAGAAUCGCAUUCUUCAUACUCAAGACGCUCUGCUGGUAACUCCAGGGGUUGGGGUGAUAGGCGUUCUGUUGUGUACGGAAGAGAUUUGGAGGAUUGGAGAGAGAGAGGGAAUAAAGCCAAUACUUCAAAAGAGGGCUUUUUUAGCCGGAAAAGUUUUGCAGAUGUUGGAUGUACUGAGUAUAUGAUGAAGGCCUUAAAGGAACAUAAUUUUGAUCGCCCGGCACAUAUACAGGCUAUGGCUUUUGCGCCAGUUGUUGAUGGAAAGAGUUGUAUCAUAGCUGACCAAAGUGGAUCAGGCAAGACACUGGCAUAUCUUGUCCCUGUUAUUCAGCGUCUCAGAGAAGAGGAACUUCAAGGACAGAGCAAAUCGUCUCCUGGUUGUCCUCGUGUUAUUGUUCUGGUACCGACUGCAGAGUUGGCUUCUCAGGUUCAUGCCAACUGUAGACUGUUAUCAAAGUCCGGGGUCCCCUUCCGAUCCAUGGUAGUGACGGGUGGUUUCAAACAACGGACCCAGCUAGAAAACUUAAAGCAAGGCGUUGACGUUUUGAUUGCAACACCAGGGCGAUUCAUGUACCUAAUGAAAGAAGAAAUUUUGGGGUUGUCAAACUUGAGAUGUGCCAUCUUGGAUGAAGUGGAUAUACUCUUUGGUGACGAGGAGUUUGAGGCAGCCCUGCAAAAUCUUAUAAGCUCUUCCCCUGUCACUGUACAGUAUCUGUUUGUUACAGCAACCUUGCCCCUUGAGAUAUACAACAAACUUGUUGAAGUUUUUCCUGACUGUGAAGUUGUGAUGGGACCUCGCGUGCACCGUGUUAGCAAUGCUCUCGAAGAGGUUCUUGUUGACUGCAGUGGAGAUGAUAAUGCAGAGAAAAGUCCCGAGACUGCUUUUCUGAACAAGAAAAAUGCUCUUGUUCAGAUUCUCGAGGAAAACCCUGUUGCCAAGACUAUUAUCUUCUGCAAUAAGAUUGAGACAUGUAGGAAAGUUGAGAAUAUAUUUAAGCGGCUCGACAGAAACGAAAGGCAGCUGCACGUCCUACCUUUUCAUGCAGCACUCUCACAAGAGUCAAGGCUUGCAAACAUGGAAGAAUUCACCUCAUCUCAUCCUGAAGAAAACUCGCUGUUUCUGGUUUGCACAGAUAGAGCUUCUCGUGGGAUAGAUUUCUUUGGUGUUGAUCAUGUGGUGCUCUUCGACUUUCCACGUGACCCGAGUGAAUACGUUAGACGCGUUGGAAGAACAGCGAGAGGGGCUAGAGGAGAAGGCAAAGCUUUCGUAUUUGUGGUGGGGAAGCAAGUAGCUUUGGCACGGAGGAUCAUUGAGAGAAACCAGAAGGGUCAUCCGGUUCAUGAUGUCCCAAACGCUUACGAAUUCACAACCUAA